Molecule: messenger RNA, 902 nt
Organism: Ostrea edulis (European flat oyster)
Lineage: Eukaryota; Metazoa; Mollusca; Bivalvia; Ostreida; Ostreidae
Product: coiled-coil domain-containing protein 12-like
Exons: 5
Coding region: 73-546 (157 amino acids)
Cellular component (GO): post-mRNA release spliceosomal complex; U2-type spliceosomal complex
Source: RefSeq, a predicted model, not a curated record
AAGCGAAGAUAUUUUGGAGAGGUGUAUAUAAAAUUCACUUUUACAUUGACGAAUCGUAUAAGAAACAUUAACAUGGAAUCGGUCGGUAAAAUGCAAGAUGAAGCUCUGAAAAGGAAAGAACGCCUUAAAGCGUUGAAAGAAAAGAAGAGGACUGAAAUAUCAGACUCACCAAUGCCAUCAGAGGAAGAACAAUUACCAAAACCUGUGUUUCGAAGUUACAAACCAAUGGAUGAAAACUUACAAGAAUCCAAACUUCCACAAGUGAAGCCAUCAGAUGUCACUGACAAGAUCAAAUCACAUUUGGAAGCUGCAACAGAAGAUACAGGUAUAGAGGAAGUGGAUCUGAUAAACCUGGCCCCCAGAAAGCCUGACUGGGAUCUUAAAAGAGAUGUGGCCAAAAAGUUGGAGAAGCUAGAGAGAAAGACCCAGCGAGCUAUUGCAGAGCUCAUCAGAGAACGUUUGCAGGCCAGUAAUGAAGAUUUGGCACUUGCUGUGAAUGCAGCCACUGCUGAUACGCGAAAUGAAAACGACGAUGACGAAGAUUGACGGACAAAUGUGGCAGAGAUGGACACGCAUUAAUUAUUGACUAAUGAAAGAGAGAUAACUCUUGUCAAAGUGGCGAAGAUGUAACCCACGAUGCAAGAAAGACAACUCUACCGUGUGUUAAAUUUCAACGAAUGCGCGGCAAAGCAAACUGCGAUGGUCGUAAAGUGAUUUAAAAGAGUGUAUUCGUGAAAUAUGUGUCACUUAUAAGUGUUCAUCAUGUAAACUCUUUAUACAGAGAAAUUUUACACUGAGAAACAGGAAAUGAUUUUUAUGCGCGAUAAAUGAUGAAAACGGUAACAAUAAACUUUAUACACCUUAGCUGCUUUGUUGUGAUAAUAAAAGCUAUAUGAUAUUCA